AUGCGCUUACUUGUCUUCAACACACUUCGCACGAAUCCUGUAGCCAUUGGAUCUGCUCGAAGACGUCUUUCAGACCACCUCACCUACAUACCUGUUUUCCGGCCCACCGAAAACAUGGCGUGUGAAGACUUCGAGCGUCGCUGGUCCAUGCGCAAGGGUCAUCGUCACCUCUUGGAGAGCGAGAAGGGUCGCGCGACCUUUGCGCACUCCAUCGGCAGGAAAUGGCUGCGACGGCAGCACGACUGCGAAGUCCCACCAGAGGAGCUGCCCAAGAAGCGAAGUGCAGAGUCUCGCAAGUCUGGGAAGUCGCAGAAGAAUGCCGAUCAUUGGCUGAGUGGCCGAGCAUUGGACUGGGAACAUGUUGAUGUUGAGCCCUUCUGGUUCGACUCUGAAGUGGAAUGCGAGGAGACCUGGUCUGAAGCUUCCUGGGAUUUUUCGAGGCAGUCCACCACCGGCAGCGUCUCCUCCUUGGAGACCUUGCCCAGUGAACCCGAGACCCGUCCCACCGCCGAACGCUGGGAGGAAGCUCAGGCGGUGGCGAAGCGCAUGGCCCAGAAGUACCGGCCACCGCCAAGGCCGCCAGCGAGAGAGGUGAAUCGUCCCGUGAAGCCAACUCCCGUCGCGGAGCCGGAAGACGGUGUGAUCUCUUGUGCCCCUCGUCUGGACGGUCGGCCCCUGGGUGCAGGAGCACCCCCACCGGAGCUGGAGCCCGAACAUGACCGGGUCCUCUCCUUUGCCAAGCCUCAGACCACCGAGCAGCUCCGAGCGCAUGGCGAGGCCAAGGGCCGUGCUCGGUUAGUUCGUGAGUGCAAUCGAGGCAAAGGCCCAAAGCCUGACGUGAGGGAGCAGGUGAUCAGUCCCAAAUCCGAUGAGUAUGAUGCAGUCACGCGGUACUUUCAAGCGACCCUGGGGCACGAGACUGUAAUCCAGUCCCUGACCAGGAUCAAUGUACCGAAGUUUCAUGAACGCUUUCUGACCAAUGGAGACAACACUAUCAUGUUUCAUGGAUGCCGAACUGCACAGAACGAGGCCAGCAUUUUGGCAAAUGGUUUCAGAGUCUCCUCUUGCGUCAGUGGUGGCAUGCGAUUUGGCACUUGGUUUGCCUAUAAGGCCGACUACAGCAACAUUGGCUAUGCUUUCCAGGAUCCACAGGGCUGGAAGCAUCUCUUUGUAUGCGUUGUGUCAUACUACCACACUGUGAUGGACCAGAUGCAGAUGCGAGUGGUGGGCCAAAACUGCGCCAUUCCACAAUGGCUCAUCAGAUACCGGACGGUUCCGCCUCCAACCAGUGUACUUCGAUCACCACCUCCAGUCACUUUGCCAACGAAGUCCGCCCAUCAGGGCAGCGAGCGAACUUGGUAUGUUGUCCGAGAUGGCAAGUGGGAGCUCGAAGGCACGUGA
This is a messenger RNA of Durusdinium trenchii, 1401 nucleotides long. NCBI's taxonomy places the organism in Eukaryota, Dinophyceae, Suessiales, Symbiodiniaceae. The record is from the annotation of a GenBank genome assembly.